GAAAAACUGCGUCACGGUAGGAUUCGAAUGAGCAAUAUCUUAGUUUUCUACCAGGUGCUCUACCAACAGAGCUAAGAGACCCAGAAGCAGAUUGCAUCUUAAUUUCACUUCAAAUACUGAGGACUUUGCCCAACUACCAUAUGAAUUCGUGGCGCGUUACAAUUCAUUCAUCGUAUACACAAUGGCUGCCCAACCGAAAACCCGGAAGUUGCUGGUUCAAAUCAGUCGCUGCCCAGAUUUUUGUUCCACCUUCAAUCAUCACCCAGUACCGAUAAGUUUAUUGGUAUUCUAAAUGUGAAAGGUUUGUGUCUGAGUGUUUGCAGUAUGAACCUUGUGAGCAUCUGGUGAGGAGUUAAGAAAUACGAUUAAUUUAUCUCACUCUGUGAAUAUCAUGUAGCUUAAAUCGUUGAAUUACAUUUCUUAAUGGAUUUUAAAUGAGAAGUGGUAAAGCAGCAGUUCACCUGUAAAUGAUCAAUCAAAAUCUACUGGAAAACUUUAUCAGUAAUUUUCAAACAAAACUAAAGGAGAUAUACAGAAAUUGUGAUACACAUCGUCUCACCGAAUAUAAUGCAGCUGUGAAAAUUCAAGCGUGGUUUCGUGGUAUCAGAACGCGGUGUUACUUAAAAUUUCUGGAGAGAUGUACAGUUAACAUUCAGAAAACUUGGAGAGGAUAUUUAGGUCGUAAACACUAUCGACGUAUAUUAUCGGAAGCAGUUGUUGAAUUUCGUCAAAAUAAAUUUAGUUUGGCUGCAGCUAAAAUUCAAAGUGCAUGGAAAGGUUAUUUAACAAGGAAAUAUGUGUUCAACUUUUAUUCACGUAAAGUUUACCUAUCAGCAUUAAUCGAUGUUGGAGAAUUCGUCAAGAAUCAGUUGAAUGAAUAUGAAAAAGAAAUGAAACGAUUGAAAUUUAAAGAAGAACAAGAAUGUGAACGGAAGCGAAUAUUAAAUUGGGCAAAAUCACAUCAUUUUCUUGUUUCUACAUACUGUCAACCAGGAAUAUAUCAACACAGUGAUAAAACACCAAGUGACAGGGAACGGCUUUUGCUAUCAGUUCGUCAAGAAUUGAUCAAAGAUAAAAAGAAGAGACCACAAAAUACUGGAUUGUUUUCAACGUCAUCAUCAUCUAAAGUUGAUUCAGUUUCAUCUUGCGGAUCUGAAAAGGAGUCAAAACAACUUCCAAAAAUAAAAGGUCCAUUCAGAAACCCAGAAGAAGUUAAAAAGUGGAUAAAUACACCUUUAAGUUUGUCAUUGCGGGUAUCCACAGACUACUUUUCAUUGGAAAAAGCUCAGCAAUCAUGGAAGUCAGAGGAAUGGAGUAAUAGAUUACACGAUAAUAAUUUUUAUGCUGGUCUUCCACCAUCGUUACCAUAUGAACGAUUAUUAUGGACAACAUCAACUUACGGUCCACUACCAUAUGGCACAAAGCACUUUCGAAAAUCAGAAGAUGAAGAUACACUGAAUUCUACCACUUACAAACUACCAAGAUUUCGUAAUGUAUUACGACCAAUUUCAUUAUUUGAUAAGUUUAACAAAGAAUACAUACCAGGUUAUGCAACGGGUUAAUUGUAACAUUAAUAUAAGUGUAAAACUUGGGCACUGUGGUCGAGUGUAAUUCCAUUUUAGUCUGUUUAUUAGAAAUAUCACACAGUGAAACAGUAGC
Heterobilharzia americana is the source of this 1659-nucleotide messenger RNA. Lineage: Eukaryota; Metazoa; Platyhelminthes; Trematoda; Strigeidida; Schistosomatidae. The record is from the annotation of a GenBank genome assembly.